Sodiomyces alkalinus F11 is the source of this 724-nucleotide messenger RNA. RefSeq lists its product as hypothetical. Lineage: Eukaryota; Fungi; Ascomycota; Sordariomycetes; Glomerellales; Plectosphaerellaceae. The record is from RefSeq and is a predicted model, not a curated record. Bases 133 to 684 code for a protein of 183 amino acids. The transcript has 2 exons.
UAUCCCCUUCCUGACGUGUCCGGUUUUCUGUACCACGUUACAUGCGGCCACUAUCAACUACCAAUACAACUAUAAGCCCCUGUCUACAGGUCUAUUGUCUUCGGUUUCCGCCUGCAGAACCCAUCAGCUCCAAUGGGGGUGUUCUUCGUAUCCUGGGAGCUAUGGCAGCAAAUGACCUUCUGCCUAGCCGCCGCCAUCGCCACAGUCUUCUUCAUAGGUUACGUAAAGCUCUGCUGGACCAACCGUUACCUCAAGAGACAAGAGGCCCUGGACGAGGAGAGGCGCAUCCGGUUGAACCAGAUGCGCAAGAGCGGGCUCUCGUCACGGAGUGACAUAGACAUACCCUUUGGGAUCCGAGCUAUCGAGGGCGGCGUCACUGUGGACGGCAUCUGGAUUUGUAGCACUUCCGUUCCCCUUCAGAGCGGCAGCCGGGCUCAUCAGUCUCCGCCUCCUCACGUCUCUGUUCAAGGACAUACUCCCAGGCUGUAUCAACCGCCUCACCCUCAACGUAUAGGUCAUACCCGGUCGAACAGCUGGCAGACAUCCCAGGCCCAAGUGCCCGCAGUCGCCUCGACAGACUCCCGAGAGGAACCCGACUUGCGGUCGUCAUCGCGGCCGAGGACGAGUUUUUCGGCGGGUGCUACGAAGCUACACAAGAACCCGCCAAGGUCGACACAUCGGUGACGAACGACGAACGACGGACGAUGAACGACGUGGUCCCCUG